AUUCUGGCAACAAUCUCCUUCUCCACAACAUGGAUUGUGGUGUUCUUUCGCUUGCUUUCUCGCACCUGUCAUGAUAUUGUUGUGAUAUUUUAGGAAGCGAGAUUUCUUACUUUUUAGUUUAACAUUACUUUUAUGUUUCUAAUAAGUUCUUUACUUUUUGUUUGCCUCACGUUUUGAAAUGCUGAAGUUGUGACAGCUGAAGUGAAGAAACACCAAUUUCAAUUUGCAUUAGAAUACGUUUAGUUUUUGUGAGAACUUAGAUACUCCAAGAUGGGUGACAAGAAAAUUGAUAUGGACAGGGUCGGCCUGUUCCAGGAAAUGGGGUAUAUAUCAAUUGGAGAUAAAUACAAGACUCCCGGUGUUCAAUUUAAUGUAUCGGCGAGUAAAGGCAAACAAGUUUUACCUGGUGGCAGUAAGGAGAAAUCUGCCCUUCAACAUGGCUACUUUGCAGAAAAAUUCAACCGAGUUAUGGAAGGAGAGGCAUACAGUGACCCUAUCAAAAUGAGAAGGCAGAGACGACAAGAAGAUGCAAAGAAAAAUUUAUCAAAGGCAUUUUUACCAAGCAGUGGAGAAAAGAAAAUGUCUGGUUUAGGGAGCCACUAUGGUACACUGGGUGGUCCAAUCGCUGCCCUUAGCCCAGGAGAGAAGCCAAGUAAACCAUACAAGUCCCCUGGAAAAAAUGUCAUGACAAACCCAGGCAAAGAAGGCACAGGCUUUGGAUACCUUCAUGUGACUUUGGGCAAAUACCCAGCACACAUGGUUGAACCCUAUAACAGUACCCAGGAGAAGGCCAAGAAAGAGAAUGAGGGUCACCGGAAGCUGGUGAAGGGAGGAGCCUUCAAGCUGAACAUGCACCCCCAGGCUCUGUUUGACUCCAACCCUUACCGAUCAGAGAAGGCAUUGCCCCCACUGAGGAAGUCAAGUUCUGCCACCCUCAAGAGGAAUGACUUGAAACCAUUUAAACCCAGCUCCCCAGGCAAACAUCCUGGUGGCUCCAAAAUUGGUACAUUUGAUCCUUAUCCGACACACUCUCAAGACCCAUACAACGUCCGUGUCAAACGGCAAAUCAAUGUGGUGAACAAGAGUGGAAGGAUCUUCGUGCCGUCACAAGGCCCCAAGACGACACCCUGUAUAUCAAUUGUGGACCAGCAUGUUAAAAGAUCCAUCAACAUCCAGAACUACAGAUCUGCAACCCUGGCUUAGCUUGGAAAUGUGUCACUGAAGCGGAAAUAUUUUUCAAUUAUGCAAAGAACAUGUUUUUGUAACCUUUUAGAUGUUCACAUCUAGCUGAAUGAUUUUGAUGAAAUAUUUUGAAAUUUGUUAUGUGAAAUUCAUGCUAGGUAAAAUCAUGUUACAACAGCUUCAUUAUUAACUGGCAUGUUCCAAAUUUAAGUAAACGAUAUAUAGUCUUUUGCACCUGGUCUCAAUAGAGACACAAUAUUAAUGAGCAAUAUGAACUGUGAUAUUUACAUAGAAAUCUCUACCUGUGUAUUGUUGUCAUGUGUAUAUAGCAUUACCCAUCUGUGUUAACAGUGUACCCUUCAGCUCUGACCAGCUCUUUUGGAAUGAUGUGCACAAUAAUAUGUGUGAUGUGUCUUAAACCAGGCAGUUAACCUCUUAAGCUCAAAAUACAUCUUUAUAAACUUGCAAAAUAUGAAUAAUUCUGCAUCGGUAUGAAGACAUUUACUUAAAUUCAUAACAUACCAUUUUGAGAACUCAAGGUUUAAGAAUAUUUGUUAACUAGAAUACAUUACAGUGAGAUAUGCAUGUUCCUACCAGUAUACAAUAGUUGUCUUCCUGUAGCUGGAUGAACUGUUCUGUUACAACUGUUUACAGUGGGUGAAAGUUGAACAUUAUCAGUAUUUAGUCAAGACUUUGAGGGGCAAUUUAAAUUUGAGACUAUAGGAUUUCUGAGUUGCUGUAGUUGUUUGUCAAGUGUUUUACCAUAUGGCCACUGUGCAGUGCUUGAGGAUCAUGAACAUACCAGUAUUAUCAUGAAAUAGUUGUCUGCAUGUAAGGUUUAAAGAUUUGUUAUAUUGCAGUUCUAUUUUUGUAUAUAAAAUCUACACUUUUCGAAUCUGAAUUUUUUCAGUGUUUUUGAUAGGAUAUAUCUCUACAUGUAGAUUUUGUUGAUUAUGAGAAUAACAUACUCAUUUUUGUUUGUAAAAUCUAUCAGCCUCAUUUUCAACAAGCAGCAGUCCCGUCCUAUUAAAAUUGUUCGUAGAACCUGUAAAGAUCCUUUUCUUUGCAAGAAAAGGAAAUGGAAUUGUAAGGAAUGGUGACUGGCACUGCCUACCACAAAUUGUGAAUGAUAGUUUUUCUCCAUCACCACUUUCAAGUCAUGAAGCUUGUGUUUCUCUUCAUCAAUAUGGCUGUGUUUGACACUGUGUAAUAAAAGAUGUAAAUAGUU
Haliotis rubra (blacklip abalone) is the source of this 2410-nucleotide messenger RNA. RefSeq names its product UPF0602 protein C4orf47 homolog. The transcript has 7 exons. The record is from RefSeq and is a predicted model, not a curated record. Bases 271 to 1203 code for a protein of 310 amino acids. NCBI's taxonomy places the organism in Eukaryota, Metazoa, Mollusca, Gastropoda, Lepetellida, Haliotidae. Gene Ontology annotation, cellular component: centrosome.